GAAACAAUUCUCUAUUCUACGUGCUUACGCUCUUUUUUUGUUUAAGCAAGAGAUCGAGGAAAGGGAGAAAGUUAGCGCUUCGUGAGGAAGAUUAGAUCAAGCACAAGCUAGGCAAAGAUGGCUUCACGCAAGAAGGUUUUAUUGAAGGUUAUUAUCCUCGGCGAUAGCGGUGUAGGAAAGACGAGUUUGAUGAACCAAUAUGUCAACAAGAAAUUCAGUGCAAGCUACAAGGCGACUAUCGGGGCAGAUUUCUUGACAAAGGAGGUCCUAGUCGAUGAUCGAUUAGUUACCAUGCAGCUUUGGGAUACAGCAGGUCAAGAACGUUUCCAAUCGUUAGGGGUCGCAUUCUACAGAGGAGCGGAUUGCUGUGUCCUUGUCUACGACGUGAACAAUACAAAGAGUUUCGAUACAUUGGAUAGUUGGAGGGAUGAAUUCCUGAUCCAGGCCUCGCCCAGAGAUCCAGAAAGCUUUCCGUUUGUCGUUCUAGGCAACAAAAUUGAUGUCGAAGAGAACAAGAGAAUGAUUUCCUCAAAACGGGCUAUGACUUUCUGUACUUCAAAGGGCAAUAUUCCAUAUUUCGAAACAAGUGCCAAGGAGGCCAUCAAUGUUGAGCAAGCCUUUGAAGUUAUUGCAAGAAACGCCCUAGCACAGGAGGAAUCGGAAGAAUACAACGGAGAUUACUCAGAUCCAAUUAACAUCCAUAUCGAGAACGAUAGAGAUGGUUAUAAGAUAAAGAGGCGUUUAAAGGACGAGAUCUCACAACUUGAUCCAAGUACAACGGCGCAACCAGUUCAACUCGGCGCGAUGAGUGCGUCAACGGAUUCUGCUACAAUGCAGACAUAUACCCAGAGAGUAUCGCUGGAAAGGACGAUCACAGGCACGAGUGCAACCGCAAGCACUGGCAGCAAGAAUGUGGGAUUUAGAGCCGGAGUGGGGUUAGAGAAUGUAGCGCGCAGGACACUGGGGAUGGUGCUAUUGGGAGUUACAGUGAUGUUAUGGACGAGUAGUAAUUUUCUUGCUAGUUACAUAUUCGCCGAUAAUACCUAUUCGAAACCAUAUUUUGUCACAUAUAUCAAUACAUCAUUCUUUGCUGUAUCGUUGAUCCCUAUAUUUCUACGAAUAUCGAGAGAGCAUGGCUGGUCACAUGUGAAGGAUUCGGCUGUGGACUACUAUCAUGACCAAUUAUCAGAAUACCGCACCGGACUCCAGAAUCUCCGCAAAGGAUGGCAUCGCCGAGGAUCCAGUCGAGAAGACCAAGAGUACGAUUCUAUGAGCGCUUCUCAUUCCCGUCUCCUAAGCUCUACCGACGACCUUGACACAGAUCUUCCGCAGCCACAAGAACAAGAGAAGGAAGACAGAUUAAGUGUAUCCGAGACUGCAAAACUUUCUUUAGAAUUCUCUCUUCUCUGGUUCAUAGCCAAUUAUCUCGUGGCCGGCUGUCUCGAAUACACGUCCGUAGCCUCCUCCACAAUUCUGACCUCCACUUCCUCAAUCUUCACCCUCCUCUUUGGGGCGCUUGUUCGUGUCGAAUCCUUCACCGUCCGCAAACUCGUCGGUGUUCUGGCUUCCUUUGUAGGCAUCAUCCUCAUUUCCUCUGUCGAUCUAGGGAGUACGGACAAUGACUCAAACCGUGGGAACUUUCCCCACAAAUCCCAAGCGCAAAUUGCGAUUGGCGAUCUUAUGGCUUUUGGAAGCGCGGUGAUGUAUGGACUGUAUGCAGUAGUGAUGAAAAAGCGCUGCGGCAACGAAGAUCGGGUCGAUAUGCCACUAUUCUUUGGGCUCGUUGGAUUUUUCAAUGUUGUUUUUCUCUGGCCCGGUUUCUUUAUUUUGCAUUUCAGCGGCGUGGAAACAUUUGAGCUACCUCCCACUGGCAAAAUCUGGCUCAUAGUGUUACUGAACUCUUUAAGCAGUUUUAUAAGCGACUAUUGCUGGGCGUAUGCGAUGUUGCUAACAACGCCAUUGGUAGUGACUGUAGGCUUGAGUAUGACGAUCCCGUUGAGUUUGGUGGGCCAGAUGUGGUUGAAUGAUCAAACAAGCACUGCAAUUUAUUGGGUGGGUGCAUUGGUUGUGGUGGGAAGUUUUGUGUUUGUUAAUCAUGAGAGCAAGGAUGAGGAGAAGGGGGGGCCAGGGGAUGAAAGAAUCAUUCCUAUCGUGAUUGUUGUGGAUCAUGAUGAGAGCAGAGAUGAAGUGGUUUAG
Molecule: messenger RNA, 2196 nt
Organism: Botrytis fragariae
Lineage: Eukaryota; Fungi; Ascomycota; Leotiomycetes; Helotiales; Sclerotiniaceae
Product: putative thiamine-repressible mitochondrial transport protein thi74 protein
Exons: 9
Coding region: 118-2196 (692 amino acids)
Biological process (GO): regulation of peptide transport
Cellular component (GO): membrane
Molecular function (GO): GTP binding; GTPase activity
Source: RefSeq, a predicted model, not a curated record